CUGUGGCUGCAGAUUGCUUCUUCGUAGCACGUUGGCUGAAAGAUGGCGGCGCCCGGUAGCGUGGAAGAGAUGCGGAGUCGGGUAGUGCUGGGCGAGUUUGGGGUCCGCAACGUCCACACAACAGACUUUCCUGGGAAUUACUCUGGAUAUGAUGAUGCCUGGGAUAAGAAGAAGUUUGAAAAGAAUUUCAGAGUAGAUGUGAUCCACAUGGAUGAAAGCACUUUAGAAUUCGACAUGGUGGGGAUUGAUGCGGCCAUUGCUAAUGCUUUCCGACGCAUCUUGCUUGCCGAGGUACCCACCAUGGCAGUAGAGAAGGUUUUUGUGUACAAUAACACCUCCAUCGUGCAAGAUGAAAUCCUGGCUCAUCGCUUGGGUCUGAUCCCUAUCCGUGCAGAUCCUCGUCUCUUUGAAUACAAGAGCGAAGAAGAUGAAUGUGAUGAAAUCAACACCCUGCAAUUCCAAUUGAAAAUAAAGUGUAGCAGGAACCCUCAGGCAGCUAGGGAGUCAUCUGACCCAAAUGAGCUCUACAUCAACCAUAAAGUUUACAGCAAGCACAUGGAAUGGGUGCCACUGGGGUCGCAGGCCGACAACAUGAAUGCAGACUUCCGUCCUGUGCACGACGACAUCCUCAUUGCUCAGCUGCGUCCUGGCCAAGAGAUCGAUGUCCUUAUGCACUGUGUAAAGGGCGUCGGUAAAGAUCAUGCAAAGUUUUCUCCGGUUGCGACAGCCAGCUACCGGCUAUUGCCAGAAAUCACUCUAUUGCAGCCUAUUGAAGGGGAAGCAGCCGUGAGGCUAAAGAAGUGCUUUUCCUCUGGAGUUAUUGAGGUCCAGGAAAUUGAAGGGAAAAAAGUGGCAAGAGUAGCGAACGCUCGAUUGGACACAUUUAGUAGAGAAAUCUUUCGUCAUGAUGACUUGAAAAACCUUGUGCGCCUGGCUCGAGUGCGAGAUCACUACAUCUUUUCUGUGGAGUCAACAGGUAUCCUGCCUCCAGAUGUGUUGGUGAGUGAGGCUAUCAAGGUAUUAAUGGGGAAAUGUCAGCAUUUCUUAGAAGAGCUGAAAUCCAUCCAGAAGUAAAUGAAGGAAUACAAAGUUUCAGCAAAAGGGUCUACUUGAUUGAGAACUCUGCAGCUGUGUUUUGAGAAGAAAGGCUCCAAGCAAGUUUGUCAGCUGGGAAGGAGAGAACUACCUCUACAAAGGAUGCAAGACUGAAACUGGUUGCUGUUACGUUCCUACCUUUUUGGCACUGAUGUAAGAUAUGGCUGAAUGGCAGAGGUGUAAUAAAGUGCCACCGUGCAUCUUUUUCAAAGCCCAAAAUGUACUGAUGGGGGUGAAAAAAGCUUUAGCCUUUGACAAAUAUCUCAUAAAAGGAUUAAAGUAUUGUGUAAACACA
Elgaria multicarinata webbii is the source of this 1390-nucleotide messenger RNA. It is a transcript of the gene POLR1C, whose product is annotated as RNA polymerase I and III subunit C. Gene Ontology annotation, molecular function: protein dimerization activity; DNA binding. Gene Ontology annotation, cellular component: RNA polymerase III complex; RNA polymerase I complex. Gene Ontology annotation, biological process: DNA-templated transcription. The record is from RefSeq and is a predicted model, not a curated record. The transcript has 9 exons. Lineage: Eukaryota; Metazoa; Chordata; Lepidosauria; Squamata; Anguidae. The coding region runs from base 43 to 1074 and encodes 343 amino acids.